AUGAGUCAAACCUCGCACCUGCAGCAUCUUCGUGCCCACGUCAGCAGCCCUGCCGUGCAGAAUGCAGUCGCGGGUAUCAGUAUCGCCUUCUCCGCGGGAGUUUUUGUUUCGCUCAACCUGCUUGGCGCGGGUGGUGGUCGCCCUGAGUCCUCCCACGUCAUACAGACUGCCAAUGCGAUACUCUCAUCGGUAUGGUUCUUGUCGGCAUGUGUAGGCGGCACGUACCUCAACAUCCUGGGUCCGGGCGUGACCAUGUGCUUUGGAAUAUGCACGUAUGCCCUGUACGUGGGGUCUCUCUGGCACUAUGAAGUUACCGGACACCAAGUAUUUCCUCUGGUAGGUGGAGCGGUCAUCGGCGUUGGUGCAGGAGCUGUUUUCGUCACAUCAGGCUACAUCCAAGUGGCUUACUCUAACGAUAAGAACAAGGGAAAGUUCAUCGCCAUCCAGAACACGUUACAGGCCGCCGGGUCUAUCGUAUGCAGCAUCCUUCCUGUCGUACUCAACCGAGAUAACGAUACCCGGGCCGGUGUCUCCACUGCGGUGUAUGUGACCUACAUAGCCUUGAUGCUGAUCGUGGCUCUGCUCUCACUUGUCACCCUCCGGCGACCGACCGAGGUGAGGGACGCGACAGGCAAGGAUGUUGCGGUACAAGAGAGGCGUGACUUUGCAGCCGAGAUCAGAGCCAACUUGAGCGUCUUCAAAGACUGGAAGCUCCUCCUCAUGCUUCCCGCCUUUCUUCCUGCCGGAUCCUUCUUGGUCUAUCUCGGUUCGGUCAAUGCUUUUGAGAACAACCUCCGGGCGCGGUCUCUAUUGUCCUUCAUCGCACUGGUGGUCCAGAUCCCCUUUGGCCACGCCCUGCACCUGAUCCUCGACAAUGCAGGAUGGUCGAAGCGAAGGCGCGCGCUGAGUGGCCUGGCAUUCGUUGCCAUUCCAUUGUCGGCGGCGUGGCUCUGGGAGAUUGUCCGAACGGGAAGCCUCGAUCGUGGCAACGCGCAUGGCCAGCCCGUCGACUGGACUGAGCGUGAAUUUGGACCGGCCAUGGUGCUGUUUGUCAUGAACUGGACAGCCUCAAUCAUGUGGCAAUAUCUCGUGCCAUGGUUCAUCGGGAACCUGGAUAUUCCGCGAGGCACGAUCGGCCACUACAUGGGCGUCCAGCGAGGAUUCCUGGCCGCUGGGGAGGCAAUAUGCUUCGGCGUUGAUGCUGCGAAGAUCUCAUACGCUGCUUUUUCUGGGGCCAUCUUUGCGUUCUACUUCGUUGGUGGUGCCGUUCUUGCAUACAUCGGCGCGUGUCACCUCGCGACGCCCAGCCUGACCCCUGUUGCUGGUACGUUGAGUGCUACGCAGAACGGCAUUGAUGAUGCGAACGAUGAGAAAGAUGAAUCGCUAACGAUCGUCGGGUCGAGUGGAACUCGAACGGGGUGA
Truncatella angustata is the source of this 1422-nucleotide messenger RNA. RefSeq lists its product as uncharacterized. The transcript has a single exon. Gene Ontology annotation, molecular function: transmembrane transporter activity. The coding region runs from base 1 to 1422 and encodes 473 amino acids. Gene Ontology annotation, biological process: transmembrane transport. The record is from RefSeq and is a predicted model, not a curated record. Lineage: Eukaryota; Fungi; Ascomycota; Sordariomycetes; Amphisphaeriales; Sporocadaceae.